Messenger RNA from Nicotiana tabacum (common tobacco), 5777 nucleotides. Lineage: Eukaryota; Viridiplantae; Streptophyta; Magnoliopsida; Solanales; Solanaceae. The record is from RefSeq and is a predicted model, not a curated record.
AUUGUGUAUGCAUGUGAAUUGUUAUUUGUUAAGCUGCAUGUUGUACUAAGUGUAUACUAUACUUAGUGGAUUAUUUUAAUGUAGUUUGAGAAGUGAAAAUGAAAGCAAAAGCUAUGCCAAGAAAUAUGGUAAAGAGAGAGAAAAUAUUAUUGUUGUUGAAGAAGAAGAGGCAGCAGAUUAUGGUUAUUAUGUACAUGGAGAUACGAGCCAAUAGUAGUAAAGGAACCUUCUGCUUAAUACUCUUCCUUUUCCUCCUUUUCAUUCUUCUACUCUUUGUUCUUUAAACCAUUUACAAUUAAUCUCUAUACCAAGAAUUCAACUUCUUAUACACCCCCACAUCCUUUUCUUGUGGUUUCUUGAUCUGGAAUCUUUUAUUUGACACUUUUCUUUUGAUGGGGGUGUUUUCUUUUUCCUCAAUAUAAUUUCUGGGUUUUGGAAAGUUUAACUGUUUGAUUAACUGCUUAGCAUUUAUAACAGAAUCUGAUAUGAGUAGUUUGUUUGGUACCAAGAAUCUGGAUUUUUUGUGUUUCUUGUGAUGAAAAAUUCUAUCUUGGGAACAAAUGUUGAAGAUUCUGGUAUUGGUUGAGUAGGGUGUUUAAGUCUUGAGUUCUAGAAAUUUGGUCAAACAAACUUUAAUUUCAUUUCCUUAUUUGUUUAGAUCUUAUACUUAAUAGAUAUACAUACCAGACUUCGUGUGUAUCCAAAUUACUGUAAUCUGUUUCCCCCUUUCCAAUAUUUAGUGAAUUUUUGGGGGAAACUUUUUUCUUUAUAUGUAACUUGCAGAAAGGAAAAGAAAAAAAAAAACCCACCAUUUUUAUUGUGGGUUUAAUAGUUUCCAAUUAACAGAUUAGGAGAAAAGUUUUAAACUUUGAUCAAUUGAAGCAAAAUUGGUGAUUAUUCUGAUUGUGGGGUUACUGCCAGUCUAUGGGAGUUCCUGAUAAUUCACUACUGGAUUUGAUUGAGAAAAUUAAGUCUUGGAUUUUGUGGCGAACGAGUCAUCCAACUUCCUUAGAUAGCAAAUGCAACAUGGAUUUUGACAGUGGCAAAACCUGUUGGGAAUGCAAGUUGAAGUUUACGGAUUCUUGCAAAAAGUAUAAUUGCCAAAGUUGCAAUGGACUCUUCUGUGGUGAUUGCAUUCACAAUUUUGAAUCUUCUGAUGUUGUUGUUGCAUCUGAAUCAGAAGGGACUGUGAUUGAUAUAAAGUCUUGCAAGUUGUGUUCUAAUCUAAGGACUUGGCAUAAAGGCGCAAACAAGUUUAGUGACAAAAUUUAUCCCUCAGAUUUUGGUACUGACAAAUUUGAUGAUUAUUCUUCCCAUACUGCAAUCAAGAAUAGUUUUACAACCUUUUCAAAUCAUUCAUCUCCAGUAUCUCUCCGUCACGCGCCAAGCAGGAGUGAUGAAGACGAAGGAGGGGAUUGCACAAACCAAUUCUUUAGCCCAUCUAGUAGUCAUUUUCAUGAUAAUUCAGAUAUAGAUUCAAGUAGUGUUAGUACUAGACAUGAAUAUAACAACUUAAGGUCAGUUGGAUCAAGUCCAUCGGACAGCCCCUCUAGGACUCGUUUUAUUUCCAAUAGAGUUGGGCAUUCUGUACAGCAAGAUCAAAAUGAUGAUGGUCCCUUUGAUCAAGAAGCCUUGGAUGUUUUAAGAAGGCUUGAGAAAGGGGCAAAGGAUCUACAACAGACUGCUGAUGAUAGUGUUGAACAUUUGUCAGUGUAUCGGAACCAGUUAGGGAAGCAAAAGCCAGUCGAUCUUAGAAAUGGCAGUCUCAUAUGGUUACCUCCUCCACCUGAUGAAGAUGACGAGACAGAAAAUAAUUUCUUCUCAUAUGAUGAUGAGGAUGAUGAAAUUGGAGAGUCAGGUGCAAUGUUUUCUUCAGGUGCGAGCAUUACCACCGUGUUCCCUGAAAAUGAGAAGGAGCAUGUGGAUCACAAGGAACCUUUAAAAGCCGUUGUACAGGGCCAUUUCAGGGCUCUUGUCUUACAGCUAUUGCAAGGUGAAGGAAUAAAGUCAGGGAAAGAAAGCAGUGCCGAUGAUUGGGUUGACAUAGUUACAUCACUAGCAUGGCAAGCUGCGAAUUUCGUGAAGCCAGAUACCAGUGAAGGAGGCAGUAUGGAUCCUGGUUAUUACGUAAAGGUUAAAUGUGUAGCUUCUGGAAGCCCAAGGGAAAGCACCCUUGUUAAAGGAGUAGUCUGUACAAAGAAUAUUAAACACAAGCGCAUGACUUCACACUACAAAAAUGCUAGAUUGCUUCUAUUAGGAGGAGCACUUGAGUACCAAAGAGUUCCCAAUCAGUUGGCAUCUUUUAACACAUUAUUGCAACAGGAAAGGGAGCAUUUGAAGAGGAUCGUUUCAAGAAUCGAAGCCCACCGUCCUAAUGUGCUACUUGUGGAGAAAAGUGUAUCUUCUCAUGCUCAGGAUCAUCUAUUGGCAAAAGAGAUCUCUUUGGUGUUAAAUGUUAAGAGGCCACUGCUGGAGCGGAUAGCUAGGUGCACUGGUGCUGUUAUUACUCCGUCCAUCGAUAACAUAGCCACUGCAAGAUUGGGAUAUUGUGAGCUCUUUCACUUAGAAAAAGUUUCUGAAGAGCAUGAACCUCCAAACCAUUUCAACAAGAAGCCGUCAAAAACUUUGAUGUUUUUUGAUGGUUGUCCUAGGCGUUUAGGUUGCACGCUUGAGAGAUCAGAUGAAAUUGAACCCUCUAAUGAAUUCUAUUCAGCUGCUGACAGUCAUCAAAGCAUAUUAGUAUCAUUUUCUAGUCGAUGUGUUCUAAAUGGAAAUGUAUGUGAACGAUCUCGGCUUCUCCGCAUAAAGUUCUAUGGCUCUUUUGACAAGCCACUCGGGCGAUAUCUUCAGGAUGAUCUUUUUGGUCAGGUAUCUUCCUGUCAAUCAUGCAAGGAGCCAGCUGAGGACCACGUCAUUUGUUAUACGCACCAACAAGGGAACCUUACUAUAAAUGUUAGACGGCUACCCUCGGUGAAGCUGCCUGGUGAAUGUGACAAAAAGAUAUGGAUGUGGCAUCGAUGUCUCAAGUGUGCACAAAUAGAGGGAAUCCCACCAGCAACUCCUAGAGUAGUAAUGUCAGAUGCUGCUUGGGGACUCUCAUUUGGUAAGUUUUUGGAACUUAGUUUUUCAAACAAUGCAACUGCCAACCGUGUUGCUAGCUGUGGUCAUUCUCUCCAAAGGGACUGCCUCCGGUUUUACGGGUGUGGUAGUACGAUUGCAUUCUUCCGCUAUUCUCCUAUUGAUAUUCUGUCAGUUCGUUUACCUCCAUCAACUCUUGAUUUCAGUAGCUACACAGAGAAGGAGUGGUUACGGAAAGAAACAGCUGAGCUAUUGUGCAAAGCCAAAGCCUUGUAUGCAGAGAUAUCCAGUGCUUUUCGCAGGAUUGAAGAGAAAAGUAUACAUGAACCAUCUGGUAAAACUGAAGUGCAUGACUGCAUCAUGGAGUUGAAAGACUUACUUAUGAAAGAAAAGAGUGAUUACCAUGACUUGCUUCAAACUGCUGAUGCAGAAACUUCAGAACAAGGGCAGGUAGCGGUUGACAUUCUUGAACUUAAUCGCUUGAGGCAUUCCCUUGUGAUUUCUUCACAUGUUUGGGAUCAUCGGCUUCUUUCUGUGGAGUCCCUCCUCCAAGAGAGCUCUGGUUCAGUGGGUUCAGAGGAUUCUGGAUCUUGUAAUGAGCUGACGGAUUGGAGAAACGAUAUGAUUCUGAAGAAUGACCCUCUUGAGCAUGUCUAUGAAGAGACUGAAAUUGACUUCUCAAACUUAGAGGAAUAUCCUGAACAGGAGGAGACUCAUGAGUCACCUUAUGGGCUGGUGGAAGGCUCCAUGUUUACCUCGUGUGAGUUCGAGAAAACACAGGACACGCAGAUGGAAGGAGAGAAUGCAGUUAAUAAAACAUCCUUGGAACGAGCUCCUUCAGCGGCUUCUGUUCUUUCUGAUAAGAUAGAUUCUGCUUGGACUGGUACUGAUCGAUCUCCCAAAAAAGCUCAGAUAUUACAACGGAAUGGAUCGGAAGCUGCUCCUUUCAGGCAACUUGAUUAUCCUCCUUUUUCAAGGCUAAAAUCACCAGCAAGAGUUAACUCAUUCGACUCUGCACUGAGACUUCAAGACAGAAUCAAGAAGGGAUUGCCGCCUUCUUCGAUGCAGUUAACAGCAAUUAGAUCUUUUCAUGCUUCUGGAGACUAUAGGAAUAUGAUCAGAGACCCUGUUUCCUGUGUUCAGAGAACUUAUUCUCAAAUAUCACCCAGUGAGGCUCAGAAGGUUAAUCUCCUAAUGAGUUCAUCACCCUCAUUUAUUUCUUAUGCAUCUCUUGUACAUGAUGGAGCCAGGUUAAUGGUUGGCUACAAUGACCUAAUAAUAUCUGUUUAUGACAAUGAACCUACUAGCAUAAUAUCUUAUGCUCUUAGUUCCAAAGAAUAUAAAGACCGGGUCACCGAUAAGCCAAAUGUGACUGAAAUGGGUUGGAACACAAACGGCAUCAGGAGGGAGAAUGGAGCGGCUUCUAAUGUUUGGCAGUCUUUUGGCUCUUCAGACAUGGAUUAUAUCAAUUAUGGAAGCUAUGGUUCCGAAGAUGCUUCCAGUACGAUUAGUUCCCUCUUUGCAGAUUCGAAGACUUCCCCUCACCUAAGGAUCUCUUUUGAGGACGAAUCUUCAAAUGCCGGGGGGAAGGUGAAGUUUUCUGUCACUUGUUACUUUGCUAAGCAGUUUGAUGCUCUGAGGAAGAACUACUGUCCUGAUGAACUGGACUUUAUACGGUCUAUAAGCCGUUGCAAGAGAUGGACUGCUCAAGGUGGAAAGAGCAAUGUUUAUUUCGCUAAGUCAUUGGAUGAAAGAUUCAUAAUUAAACAAGUCCAGAAAACUGAGUUAGAAUCUUUUGAAGAAUUUGGACCCGACUACUUCAAAUAUCUAACGGAUUCUGUUAGCUCAAGAAGUCCAACUUCCCUUGCUAAAGUUCUGGGAAUAUAUCAGGUUUCGGUUAAACAAAUGAAAGGAGGCAGGGAAACAAAAAUGGAUCUGAUUGUGAUGGAGAAUCUCUUUUUUGGAAGAACAAUAUCUAAGGUCUAUGAUCUUAAGGGCUCUCUACGAUCCCGUUACAAUGCCGACAAAACUGGGGCAAACAAAGUGUUAUUGGACAUGAAUCUUUUAGAAACAUUGCGUACCAAACCUAUAUUUCUUGGAAGCAAAGCAAAAAGAAGCCUGGAGAGAGCUGUUUGGAAUGAUACAGCCUUUUUGGCGUCGGUUGAUGUGAUGGAUUACUCUUUGCUAGUUGGGGUGGACGAAGAGUGCAAGGAGCUAGUCGUAGGGAUCAUAGAUUUCAUGAGGCAAUAUACUUGGGACAAACACUUGGAGACAUGGGUUAAGGCAUCCGGGAUACUUGGAGGGCCGAAGAAUGCAUCGCCAACUAUUGUUUCUCCGAAACAAUACAAAAAAAGAUUCAGAAAAGCAAUGACAAGCUAUUUCCUCACAGUGCCUGAUCAAUGGUCAUCUUAAACAUCUUAAAUUCAUUAUAUUCAUUACAAGAACUUUCUGCCAAUAAGCAAAAACAAAAUGGUAUUUGCAAAGAACUGCAGGAAGGGAGGUUGAUCUAUUCCAAUUGGUACAUUAUAUUCUUUUGUAAUACUAGGGGUAGCAAUUGGCCCCUUGUAAAAGGUUUAGAAAUAGUGAACUGUCAUCUUGUGUGUUGAGAAAUCUGGCAAAGGGUACAUUUGAUUUAACCAUCUGUACAUUUACAGGCUUCAUCCAGGUAAUUAAUAAAGUUUCUUUUUAUAUUUCUGUUA